Molecule: messenger RNA, 597 nt
Organism: Malaya genurostris
Lineage: Eukaryota; Metazoa; Arthropoda; Insecta; Diptera; Culicidae
Exons: 1
Coding region: 9-551 (180 amino acids)
Biological process (GO): cell wall macromolecule catabolic process; chitin catabolic process
Molecular function (GO): chitinase activity
Source: RefSeq, a predicted model, not a curated record
UUUCGAUAAUGUCUAUCACAACAUCGCAGUUGAACAAUAGUCUUUCCGCUUGUGGAUACAGCGGAGUUGGUGAAAAUUUAGGGUCCACAAUAGUCAACCAAAUCAACCGAUCGGUCAGUGAUCGCAAUGAGGCGGCCAUGUUCAUUGCUCAUCUGAUCCACGAGAGCGGCGGCUUUGAGCACCGAGAAGAGAAAAGUCGCGGUGCAGGAGAACCUUACCCCCCGUACUACGGUCGAGGAUACAUACAGUUGACCUGGGCUGACAACUACCGUGCAGCGUCCAAAGAUUUGUACGGCGAUGAAAGUGUUUUGUUGAAUGACCCGGAUCAGGUAUCAAGAACCCCGAAAGACAGCAUGGAUGUAUCUACCUGGUACUGGAAAAAUAGAGUUCGUCCCGAAGCGGCACCGUUCAACAAUUUUUACCGCACAACCAAGGCCAUUAACGGUGGAUUGGAGGGAAGCUCCAGCCAUCCGGCGGCAAAAACACGCUAUGGUUAUUAUCGCAAGGUAGCUCAACAGUUGGGUAUUCAUAAUUUGGCUAGAGAAGGUUAGACAAAAAAGCGAUAAAACAAAGUACUAGUUCUGCUUGAAAAUAAAU